Messenger RNA from Myripristis murdjan (pinecone soldierfish), 966 nucleotides. RefSeq names its product forkhead box B2 (gene foxb2). The record is from RefSeq and is a predicted model, not a curated record. Gene Ontology annotation, biological process: regulation of transcription by RNA polymerase II; cell differentiation; anatomical structure morphogenesis. The coding region runs from base 1 to 966 and encodes 321 amino acids. Lineage: Eukaryota; Metazoa; Chordata; Actinopteri; Holocentriformes; Holocentridae. Gene Ontology annotation, molecular function: RNA polymerase II cis-regulatory region sequence-specific DNA binding; DNA-binding transcription factor activity, RNA polymerase II-specific. The transcript has a single exon.
AUGCCCCGUCCUGGUAAGAACUCUUACAGCGACCAGAAGCCCCCUUACUCCUACAUAUCUCUGACUGCGAUGGCUAUCCAGAACUCAGCCGACAAGAUGCUGCCUCUGAGUGACAUUUAUAAGUUCAUCAUGGACCGGUUUCCGUACUACCGAGAGAACACACAGCGGUGGCAGAAUUCCCUGCGACACAACCUCUCCUUUAACGACUGCUUCAUUAAGAUCCCACGGCGGCCUGACCAGCCGGGCAAAGGCAGCUUCUGGGCCCUGCACCCGGACUGCGGGGAUAUGUUUGAGAACGGCAGCUUCUUGAGGAGAAGGAAACGCUUUAAGCUGCUGCGCUCCGAGCACAUGGCCUGCAAGAGCUCCCCGAUGAUGCACUACUUCCAUCACCACCACCACCAUCACCAUCCGGGGGGCAAGCUGGGCACAGCAUCCGGCCCCCACCACCACCCUGCCGGCCCAGCCAGCACCGUGGGCCGGCUACCUCACUUCCAGAGUUACGGGGGCAUUACCUGCGCCCAACCCGGGGGGUUUAAGCACCCAUUCGCCAUUGAGAAUAUUAUAGGUCGGGACUACAAAGGUGUGAUGGCCAGCGGGCUGCCCCUCACCUCGGUGAUGCACCACCUGGGCUACCCCGUGCCUGCGCAGCUCAGCAGCGUGGUGAACUCCAUGUGGCCGCACGUCGGGAUGCUGUCGGAGUCCAUGGGUGGCGUGCCAGUGCCCGCAUCCUCCGAGUACGCGCCCUUCAGCGUGUCAAUGAAGGGCCUCUACCACAAUGCCAACGGGCAAACCCUGCCCGCCGUCCCUGUGCCAAUAAAACCCACCCCGUCUCUCGGUCCCAUGCCUGGCUUGACAGGGCUGCAGUCCGGCCCGGCGCAGCUGUGCUCACCGGCCUCAAUGAUGGAGAAAGGCGAUCCUCUGGAAGGGAAAGGCAACCCUUUACACCCGGCUCUCCUCCUGUCCUAA